Molecule: messenger RNA, 2790 nt
Organism: [Torrubiella] hemipterigena
Lineage: Eukaryota; Fungi; Ascomycota; Sordariomycetes; Hypocreales; Clavicipitaceae
Source: the annotation of a GenBank genome assembly
CGGCGUCCUUCUCUUCAGACGGCCAUCUUUCUUCUUCUUCCACCCCUCCAAACGCCAUCUCUCCUUUCUUCCUUCUUCCUCCAACCGUCGCCCGUGGCCUUUCUUCGUCUCUCUAUAUCUCUCGUCGACUCGGUCUCUCGCCUUGGUCUCUUACAAGCCCGGCCUUCGACUUAGUAACCUCGGUCAUCGUCAUCACGCUGCUCACCUUCACGCCACACGACCAGCCCUCGGAUCCAGUCCACCGCCAGAGCUAGAGCCACACCGCGUGAGAACUCUUUGUCGAAUUUGGUGUUUUGUAUUUGUAGUAGCACCUCGUGCGACUCGCCUACCGCCAUUCCAUAAGUGUUUCUUUGCCAUCCGCCUUUUCCGACACUUGGCGCAAACGUCCUGUCAUUGCUUGCUUUGUCACUCGAAUCCCAAGCCGACACCAUCUUUCAAAAGCAGUCUCUGUCCAGAGAUUUAAAACUCCAAAAAACCAUCGCCACGCAAGUUGCUUCGCAUCUGUCGCAGCCUGUCAACCACCUAGUCACCCCUCAGGCAUUAGAUGGCCGACGACCGAUAUCGUCGAGAACAUCCUCAGCAGACCAACGCCGACGAACAGCCAACUCACAACCAGCAGCAAGACCCUAGAGGCCAUCAAUACAACAUGUCUGCCUCAGUAACUUUACCCUCCAUCCAAGACUCCCGAGGCGCGCCUUAUGCCGCCGGACCACCGCCAGGCAGAGGUUAUGCUCACGACCCUCGCUACGGCUCACCCAACGCUGGCAACGGUUACCCUCCGCCUCAAGGCCAUCCAGCCCACGGAAACCCAGCAUACAUGGCGCAUCCUGCCGAUGGACGCCCGCCUCACUACCCUCCCGAUCAGAGAGGCUACUAUGACGACCGCCGUCCUGCCCAGUACCAUGAUCAGUAUCCCCCUGACCCCUACUACUACCGUGGUCAAGGCCCUCCUCCCAAUGGCUAUCCUCCUAGAGACUAUCAUGGCCACCCUCAAGGCGGAUAUGCUGCCGAGUAUGCCGGUGGAGGUGCUCCAGGUCCUCAGGCUGCGCCUAGACAGCGAACCUCAAUUGCUUGCAAGUACUGCAGAAAGCGCAAGAUCCGAUGCAGUGGCUACCAAAGCGCUCCUGGUGGCAAAUGCCAAAACUGUGCUCGCAUGAACCAAGAAUGUGUCUUCCAGCCCGUCUCGUCGUCUGCCUCAACAGCCUUCAUUCCCGUCUCAGCACUUCCUGGCGGUGUCCCUCCCGGAACUCCCCUCUACGGAGCAUAUGGACAGCCUCUCGCACCUAGCUCUGCGCCUGGUGGCCACCCCUAUGGCCCCGGUGGUGCUCCUCCUCCUCAUGGCUACUACCCUGCCCCCGGCCAAUCGCCCACAGAGGCCUAUCCUCCUUAUGGUGAUCCUCGAUAUGACGAGCGACGCCAGCGGGAAGCUGAUGAGCAUUGGAGACGUUCGCAUCCCCGUCCUGGCCCUCCAGAUGAGGAACCACGCAGAAAGUCACCCGGUGAUUCGACCAACGGCAGCCCUGGAGGCAUGAACUAUCCUCAACAGGCUACUGGGCCCAGCCCUCGCGGAGCUCCUGCAACAGUAGCUCGUCGAUCUCCAGUCGUUCAAAAUAGCUCGGGAGCAUCAACGCCAGCAAAGUCGAGUACACAAGGACAGCAGCCUCCUGCAUCUGUCAUGAGUCUCAGCAAUCUUGUAGACAAGAGCGAUAUCGACAAGGGCAUGCUCGGUCGCCUCAACAGACCUCUUCCCGGUGCCGCGCCGCAGGAAGGAUCUCAGUAGAGCAAGAGCAUCAGUGCAACAUUCUCAUUGGUGGCACUGCUGGACAGCUUGCCAUGAAUAGUCGUUACUAUUUUUCUCCAGCCAAUCGACCGGUUUCGAUACCAUGCGCUGGCAAGCGUUCUCGUGGACGAGACAACGCCUCUUUCCUACGGAACUCAGCCCAAGUGGACAGAGCUCCUUGACUUUUGUCUUGUUAUUGACAUGUCGAUAUACCACUCUGGCGGCGACGCCUCCUUCUUUUUAGACAGCUCCUUGUUUGGCAACAAACACCGGUUGGCGUGGGCGAACUUCUUUUCGGUAUUGUGUUCUAUUUUUUUCUUAUUUUUUUCUAUCUUUUUUUGUCCGUUGAGCCUCCAUUGUCACCGCCGUCAUCUAUUCUUUUCAUGUCUCUUAGGAGAUGAAAAAGAGGAUCGACGACAGGAUAAUGGCGGGCUUGACGCGGAGUUUUACAGUGUCAAACAGAAGACGGAUCUGCCUCACGGCAAACUUGGGUUACGGUGCGAACGGGAUAUUUUUUUGAUUUUAUUUUGUGUUACCUCGUCAUUUUGAUCAGGUAUAUGUUUUGUUUCGGGUUCUUUGACUUUCUAUCCGGUUAUUUACUAUUAUUUUUCCCUUAGGGUGCGCAGAUGUGAUCGAAUCUCAACCACUUUAUUUUAGACAAUUUUACUGACGAAUUGGACGUCCCAGUUCGUUGUAUUUCUACAUCUUACGAUCUCUACAUGAUACAAAUGCUAAAAGAAAUUACCUUGAUAGUGAAAAUGGUUAUCAACGCUUGGGAAAAUAGACCCUGUGACUCGGUAUGGCGUAUCAUCGCCAACAGGUACGACAUAGCAGCUGCUUCGAGCUUUAGUCUAUCUAGACACCGCAAUUCAUGCUAUUGUUCUUAUCCAUCACGCUUGUCAACCCAGGUCGACCGCAGUUGAAGUCUCUCUCUCCCAAAAGACUAUACUCGCUUAGCGUGGCGAGAGCCAAACGACACCCACAUGGCUCGAGGUGGGAUGGGGUGGGCA